This is a messenger RNA of Coniophora puteana RWD-64-598 SS2, 1880 nucleotides long. RefSeq lists its product as uncharacterized. The record is from RefSeq and is a predicted model, not a curated record. Bases 237 to 1601 code for a protein of 454 amino acids. The transcript has 2 exons. Lineage: Eukaryota; Fungi; Basidiomycota; Agaricomycetes; Boletales; Coniophoraceae.
AGUUCUGUCAGUUCUGUCAGUGGAUGACUGUCACGCUAGCACUAGUGGGCUCAACAGUUGAUCUGUUAUAUACACCCUCUGCGGGCUGGUACUUCCUGCCGUCCCCCACUUUUGUCUGGCUUCACAUCGUCUUUCUUUUCUGUGUCUUACUCUUCUCCUUCCCACUCUUUUUUUCUUCAGGCGCCGGUCGCCCUAAUAUCAGAUCCUCUUCAAUCUCAACCUCCCCUCUCCAGCCCAUGUACUCGGUCAGCGCUCCGGUUCCCCAGAUCAACGUUCUACCUGCUUCUCCUCCAAGCCAUAACUCUGAACCAUACUCCCCUUUCGACGCCCUCUCUGUUUCUCACGGCAAGGAGGAUGAUGGCUACAGGCCACGACACCUAACUCCUCCGGUCGCAUCACCUCUCCAUUCCUCGCCUCUCCGCCCCGCGGAAGCUCGCCCUGCUAAAGGACUGGACCCUGAGCAGUUCAGUGCGCUCCUCAAGCAGUCUCGCGAGCGCAGGACUUCGUUGGCAGGCAAGAAAGGUUCCGAUUUGCGCCGGGAGCUUGCGAUUAAGAAUCAGCGGAACAAGCAGCUGGAACGUCGGGCACUCUUUCUAUCCAAACUCCGUGAACCGCCCUCCCCUACAGCUAUCACCUUACCAAAGACACCGCCGGAGUCGCCUGUGCUCUUCCAAUGUUCGUUGCCCUCUCCGGGCCUCGACUCCCCUCUAGCGGCAUUUGAGACAUUCGAUCAUGGUUCUGAGCACAGCGAUGAUCUUUUGCACGCUCGACGCUCCUGGGUGGAACAAGUGGACUUUCGUCUGCCUCAGGAGGCAGCGGUGCUUGUCUCGAAACCAGUACCUAAAGCCAACAAGCCCCACAUGCCAAGAUCAAAGGGGAAACGCCUCCCGUCCCUAGAAGAGAUCACAGCACACCUUAACGUGACAACCUCCGAGCACACCCCCGCUCUCGUAUCGGACUGCCCGCGAACUAGGCUGCCUGCCUUCUUGACGACGCAGCUUUCGCAUGCAACAGAGACGCAGGAGAAGGCCACCAGGCCGGUGACGUCUGUCGGUCGAUUGACGCUGCCUGUCAGGCGGUCGUCCGACACAGACAUUGCGACGCCCCGCAAGGAUGCCCCGCCGGCAUCGCCCCGUCUAGCACUCUCGCCGAGGCUGCAAGUGACGACCGUGGUGGUCCCGCGCACGAACACCUUCUCGCCCUGCCCUCUUACGGAAUCUAAUCUCUACGCAUUCGGCCGCGAAAGCAUGGCACGGGAGAUGAUCUCCACGUUGAAACGACGUAGUCCGUCUCCUCUGGGGAAUAAACAAGACACUGCCUCCGUGCCUAUUCCUCGCGUGACAGUUACACCGCCCACGGCGCCGCCCCUUGAAUCUGAACAUCACGCUACAGCGGCUGCGGUUGCAGGCGAGAAGGGCGUCGACAUGAUUAAGCUCUUAAGGCGUCGCACUACGUCGCACUCGAAGAGUUUACCUUCUCUCCAAAUAAACACGUCCGUGGACGAACGCAAGGCACGCAGGCGUAGCUCCCCUGCCGAGCUCCACGCAAAGGGACGCGUUGGCUUUGAACAUCCUGUGCUGUCAAUCCCAGGAGGCUUUUGAGUAUUGACUGGUCUGACUUGGAGCUGGUCUCUUUUUCUUUCCCCCUUUUUAGGCUAGGUUUCCGACACUGCAUGAUGGUCCCAUCAUGCAGUUUUUGUUUUUAUGUAUAUAGGGUUAUUACACGACUGCUGCUUAGGACAGCCUUUGCGGAUACAGCUACGUUCCGUCCGUUAUCGUAUGGACACAGCAUGCGACCCCUUCUUUUUACUUUACGCCUUAGCCUAUGGCUUUUCGGUCUUUACUAUGAUGGUUGCCGACAAAUAUAUCCAGUGGAGGUUU